AUGGCGGUUGGUUACACAAGUCUUUCAGCUUUUUACCUUCUUCUUGUAUCUUUCUCAACUCUCCUAACAAUUUCAUUCACUGUGAGAGACGAACUCCAAACGGCUUCGGAUGGCUUUCCCUUGUGGCUUACUAAUGAUGAUGACAAGAAGAUUAUAGGUGGCAAUACCAAGUUCCUCAAGAUGAAAGCCGACAUAGUAGUUGCCAAAGACGGGACCGGAAACUAUACAACGCUAAAUGAAGCGAUAUCUGUUGUACCUGAGAACAACAAGAAAAGAUUUAUCGUCUAUGUGAAAAAAGGCGUUUACAAGGAAACAAUUGUAAUUGAAAAAAGGAAGACGAAUUUAAUGCUCAUAGGCGACGGUAGAGACAUAACAAUUCUUACUGGCAAUUUAAACGCCAAGGAUGGAUACUCUGUCGAAGAAUCUGCCACGUUUGCCACUAACGCCAACGGAUUUAUGGCGCUAGACAUUUGGUUCCAAAACACGGCUGGGCCAGCUAAGGGACAGGCGGUUGCUCUUCGAGUGUCUGCCGAUGUUUCGGUCAUAUACCGUUGUCGAAUAGAUGGCUACCAAGAUACACUUUUUGCUGACAUGUAUCGCCAGUUCUAUCGUAAUUGUUAUAUCACAGGAACAAUUGAUUUUAUCUUUGGAGAUGCUGCAGCAGUGUUUCAAAAAUGUGAGAUUGUGGCGCGAAAGCCUAUGCACGGACAGAGCAACGUACUGAUGUCUCAGGGACGCAUUGACCCGGCCAAAAACUCUGGCUUCUCGCUUCAAAGGUGUGCGAUAACAGCAAGUUUGGAUCUUGCUCCGGUCAAAGGAACAAUAAAAUCAUUCUUAGGACGUCCGUGGAAAAAAUUCUCCAGAGUGGUAAUAAUGCAGUCUUUCAUAGACGAUUUUAUUGAUUUGGCAGGGUGGACUCCUAUGGACAAUGAUGUCGGACGUUUAUCGACGUUAUUCUUUGGUGAGUAUGAGAACAAGGGUCCUGGAGCAAAUACUAGAAGAAGGGUUAAAUGGCACGGAUACAAAAUUAUUACUGAUCCGAAGGAGGCAUCGAAAUUCACAGUGGCAAGUCUUAUUAACGGUCACUUGUGGCUUAAUUCGACAGGAGUACCUUACAAAGAAGGACUCUAA
Camelina sativa (false flax) is the source of this 1131-nucleotide messenger RNA. Its product is annotated as putative pectinesterase 56. Gene Ontology annotation, biological process: cell wall modification. Lineage: Eukaryota; Viridiplantae; Streptophyta; Magnoliopsida; Brassicales; Brassicaceae. Gene Ontology annotation, molecular function: pectinesterase activity. The record is from RefSeq and is a predicted model, not a curated record.